UUGAUCGAAUACAAUUUUCAGGGGAAAUUUAACGAUUUAUUUAUAAAAUGAGUUGCCAUAAUGUUAAACUACUAAUACUUCUGCUCAGUUGUUGUUUCCAUUGCACUCAGCUGCAACCUGCUCCUUUCUCUGAUCUCGAACCUUUGGCGGAGAAUGAGGUGUUUUUCACUGGUUUGGAGGACGACGUGGACUGGAGUGGAGCAAACUGGAAGCUGGUGAUCCCCUGGCUAAUGGAGCGCCAGAAGCUGCGUUUCUGCGUUUCCCUUGCCAGAUUCGAUGACCAGUUGGUGCCCGGAACAGCCUGCCAGGCCCUUUUGGCCAAUGGGCCCCUCAUGGACAACUGCGACAUCGGGAACAUCGAGGACCUGACCAUGACCAUGCGCUACGCCUUUGGCGAAAUCCUCCUCGAUACGAUGCGAAAGUGCCGGCCGGGCCUGGAGCUCUUUGGAGUUCGCUGCAGGCGGAUGGCAUAACUGGAGGAAAGCCUGUGACAAACAAAUAUUUUUAUUCAAAAUGCGAAAUUGCAUUUCUUUUAUACAUGGAGUAGGUCAUAACAAAUGUCAUUGUAUUCAAUACGGGCUUAGAUGGCCAAAGUUGAGUAUAAACAGAGAGUAUCGACAUAACAAUAUUAAAUAUUUUCAUAUUUCGACUCUUUGUUUUCGCAGAAACGCUUUCAAUAUAACAAAAGGUCAAUCAAAAUAUAUCAUGUGAAAAUCUGCAAAAUAAUAUUAAUUAAAUUAACUAACGCUCAAUUUUAAACAAAUAGAAACAUUCUAGUAUAGGACAUUUUAAUUGAAUUUUCAGCUGACUUUUUUAAUUGAACCGUAUUAGUACUUAUUUCAUAUUUAACAAAAAACCUCACUGAAAUAUACUUUUUAAAAUAUGUCAAUAUAUAUCAAUAAGUCUUGCCAAAAUGAU
Drosophila rhopaloa is the source of this 918-nucleotide messenger RNA. RefSeq lists its product as uncharacterized. NCBI's taxonomy places the organism in Eukaryota, Metazoa, Arthropoda, Insecta, Diptera, Drosophilidae. Bases 48 to 473 code for a protein of 141 amino acids. The transcript has a single exon. The record is from RefSeq and is a predicted model, not a curated record.